Messenger RNA from Balaenoptera musculus (blue whale), 2395 nucleotides. RefSeq names its product coenzyme Q8B (gene COQ8B). Gene Ontology annotation, molecular function: kinase activity. Bases 289 to 2001 code for a protein of 570 amino acids. Gene Ontology annotation, biological process: ubiquinone biosynthetic process. The transcript is spliced from 17 exons. Gene Ontology annotation, cellular component: extrinsic component of mitochondrial inner membrane. NCBI's taxonomy places the organism in Eukaryota, Metazoa, Chordata, Mammalia, Artiodactyla, Balaenopteridae. The record is from RefSeq and is a predicted model, not a curated record.
CCCGUCUCCAUUCGCGCGGUGAACCGCGAGUGCCUGGAGCUAGUCCAGGUCUGGUGUGGGGCGCCGGGAUCCUGGUCCCGGACCAGUGGGGCCCUGCGCAGCACCCUCGCAAUUAACCCUACCUCCCCACACCCUCGAGUGACUAGUUUAGUCUCCCUAUAACCCCCGGCGACGAGUCCAGCAGCGCGCCCAUUCUUCACGCAGCGCCGGGAAGCACUUUCGAAGAGUUGGGAAUUCCACUUGUGCGCUGCACUUACCGCUUUAUACCCGAAAUCUUGUAAGGUAGGGAUGAUCGUCAUCCCCAUUGCACCGUCAAGGAAACAGAGGCACAGAAAGGCAAAGGGAAGCCAGCACCAAGAGGGCAAAGAUUUUUGCCUGUAUUGUUCCUUGCUGUGUCCCCAGUGCCUAGAAAAGCGUAUGACAAUGUGGCUGGAGGUGGGGGGCCUACUACGGGGGACCUGUGGACGGUGGGGCCGGACUACUGGUCUGCCUUGUGGGGCCCUGGGGCCUGGGCCCCUCUGCUGGGGGCCAUGUGGGGGUCCUUGGACCCAAAAGCUUCACCAGGAUGGGCCUGGCAGGGGCCUGGGUGAGGAGGACAUUCGCAAGGCACGGGAGGCCCGGAUCAGGAAGGCACCCCGGCCCCAGCUGAGUGACCGUUCUCGAGAACGCAAGGUGCCCACCUCCCGCGUCAGCCGCUUGGCCAACUUUGGGGGACUGGCUGUGAGCUUGGGGCUGGGAGCACUAGCUGAGGUGGUCAAGAAGUCCCUGCCCGGAGGACGUGUACAACCAGAGGGAGGCUCCCGGCCGGGCUCCAGCCUUUUCCUUUCGGAGGCCAGUGCCGAGCGGAUUGUGCAGACCUUGUGUACGGUUCGGGGGGCCGCCCUCAAGCUUGGCCAAAUGCUCAGCAUCCAGGACAACAGCUUCAUCAGCCCCCAGCUGCAGCGUAUCUUCGAGCGAGUUCGCCAGAGCGCCGACUUCAUGCCCCGCCGGCAGAUGCUGAGAGUUCUGGAAGAGGAGCUCGGCAAGGAGUGGCAGGCCAAGGUGGCCUCUCUGGAGGAGGUGCCCUUUGCUGCUGCCUCAAUCGGGCAGGUGCACCAGGGCGUGCUGAGGGACGGGACGGAGGUGGCUGUGAAGAUCCAGUACCCAGGCGUCGCCCAGAGCAUCCAGAGUGACAUCCAGAACCUGCUGGCGGUGCUCAAGAUGAGCGUGGCCCUGCCGGAGGGCCUGUUUGCAGAGCAGAGCCUGCAGGUGUUGCAGCGGGAGCUGGCUUGGGAAUGUGACUACCGUCGUGAGGCGGCUUGUGCCCAGAACUUCAGGCAGCUGUUGGCAGAUGACCCCUUCUUUCGGGUGCCAGCCAUUAUUCAGGAGCUGUGCACGACGCGGGUGCUGGGCAUGGAGCUGGCUGGAGGGGUCCCGCUGGACCAGUGCCAGGGCUUGAGCCAGGACAUCCGGAACCAGAUCUGCUUCCAGCUCCUGAGGCUUUGUCUCCGGGAGCUGUUCGAGUUCCGAUUCAUGCAGACGGACCCCAACUGGGCGAACUUCCUGUAUGAUGCCUCCAGCCACCAGGUGAUCUUGCUGGACUUUGGUUCAAGCCGGGCAUUUGGGACUGAAUUCACAGACCAUUAUAUCGAGGUGGUGAUGGCUGCAGCCAACGGAGAUAGAGACCGGGUCCUGCAGAAAUCACGAGACCUCAAAUUUCUCACAGGCUUUGAGACCAAGACAUUCUCGGACGCCCACGUGGAGGCCGUGAUGAUCCUGGGGGAGCCCUUCGCCACCCAGGGCCCCUACGACUUUGGAGCGGGUGAUACUGCCCGCCGUGUGCAGGGCCUCAUCCCUGUGCUGCUGCAGCACCGGCUUCGCCCACCGCCCGAAGAGACCUAUGCCCUGCACAGAAAGCUGGCGGGGGCUUUCCUGGCCUGUGCCCACCUCCAUGCCCACAUCGCCUGCCGGGACCUCUUCCAGGACACCUACCACCGCUACUGGGCCAGUCGCCAGGCAUAGCCACUGCCCGAAGCCUCCUAACCAGAGGGGUGUCUGCUCAGACCCCUCAGAGACUCCAUCUCGGGAUUCCAGCCCCAUAGCAGGCCAUCCCCUGCUCUGAGGCCUCCUUCCCUCUCUGCUGCAGGUCUGGGGACCCACCUUGGGCUUGGGACUAGGGAAUUCCAGCUUCAUACCCCCGUGUCCUGCUCUCCCCACUCCAAAGGGAGCAUCCAGGAACUCUACCCAGCUAUUAAUUUAUGUGUGCCAACAUGUGAGAGAGCCUUAGGCCCCUCCGCACUGCCAUUGUGGAGAUCAGACUCACCUAGACGGGGAGCCCCUGACCUCUGCCUCAGGUCUCCCCCAGAUGUGGCCGGUGUUUGAAACUUCGGUCCUAAUAAAAGUGGCCCUCCCCUUC